This is a messenger RNA of Larimichthys crocea (large yellow croaker), 2376 nucleotides long. Its product is annotated as gamma-glutamylaminecyclotransferase. The record is from RefSeq and is a predicted model, not a curated record. The transcript has 2 exons. Bases 86 to 616 code for a protein of 176 amino acids. Gene Ontology annotation, molecular function: gamma-glutamylaminecyclotransferase activity. Lineage: Eukaryota; Metazoa; Chordata; Actinopteri; Sciaenidae. Gene Ontology annotation, cellular component: cytosol.
UCUGUCUGAUUUCCAACAGCUCGUCUGAGGCUUCAACGCGCAUGCGCAGAGCUCCUGGCUCUGAAUCUGGUUUUGCUCGUCUUCAAUGAAAGUACGAUCCGUCCUCUGUGCUGCAUCCCAGGUGUGUCUGCCGUCCCUCGCCCACAUGACUCACGUCUUCGUCUACGGCACCCUGAAGAAAGGGCAGCCCAACUACUACCGCAUGUUCGACAGCGCCAACGGCAAGGCGGAGUUCCUCGCCUCGGCUUGCACCACCCAGAAGUACCCGCUGGUGAUUGCCAACAAGUACAACAUCCCCUUCCUCCUCAACAUCCCUGGCCAGGGUCGCAGAGUCCAGGGCGAGAUCUACAAGGUGGAUGACCCGAUGCUGAAAUUCCUGGACGCCUUCGAAGGGGUUCCCACCAUGUAUCAGCGGACUCUGGUCGAGCUGGAGGUGAAGGAGUGGGUCGGAGAUGCAGGCGGAGAGAAGAAGCCGGCAGCGGGCAGCAAAGUAGAGGCGUUUGUGUACAGCACGACCACGUAUGAGCCAGAAUGGCCGUCGCUGCCCAACUACGAGAGCUAUGACUCGUAUGGAGAUCACGGGCUUCAAUAUGUGACCAGAGAAGGACGAGACUGAGGAGAGCGGCGCAGGCGAAGGAGAACAUCUCAAGGAAAUCUCACCUAAACACACUCCUUAUGUCUUAUUUUGAAAAUCUUUUUGAUUUGUGGGUGUGUUGCGGUCCACGUCCGACCUGCGGCAUGUGCUGCAUCUUUAAAAACAAUCAUCAUAAUGCACUUUAGCUGACAUGUAAGUGUCAGCUCUGUUUGAUUAACUGAGCCAAUGCACAUAUUACAACAGAAGUAGCCUAAAGGAGAUCGCCUCACUGUCACGCUCUGUAGUUGCAUAUAUAGAUAUAUAUAAAAACCGGUUGUACUGUGUGUCACUGUGAAAUGAGAUCUCCUGAGAAGCAGCAGCAGGCUUUGUGUAACUGUUAAACAAAUUAAAGGCUUUAUCAUGUUUCAUAGCAACGACCUCGACCUGCCAGACUGCAUUCCUGGGUUUAAAACAGUCCGACUUUACCGUACUGUACACUUCAUCACAUGAAUAGUGUGAUGCUGUUGACGGCGUGCACGCCACCCAUACUUAAGAUUUCUGAAGUUGGACAACAAAGUCGACUUAAAACUUAUUUGUAAAGAGAGUAAAGACAGGUGUCACCAAUGAUGCUAAUAAAGUCCAAGGGUCUAUCUUGCUGAAGAAGGUUUCUUACUGAGUAAAAGCUGUUUGAAUUCUCUAAAUGUUAAAGGAAAGGAGUUUGAGUGCUCCCUUUCCUAUCUCCUUUAGCAGAGGAAACACCGGACUAUCCUUGAUGAAAGUAAAGGAGGUCACCUCGACCCAUAAUUCCACGUGACAGCAGUAUGUUUUGUAGUCCAUCCUCUUAAAUUUGUAGUUCCGUCGUCGCAUGAUGGCGUAGUCGUGUUCUCCUAACUCCUUAUGAAAUCACCUUUGCAUCUUUCCUUGACCUCGUGACGUUUUCCAUCGAGGUCAAGAAAAAGUGUUUAGGAAAGACCGUAGGAGGUCGUUGUCAAGGUGCUGCUGUGGUGCAAUAAAUGGAAUUGAACCUUAAUCCGUGUCAUUGGUAACACCCGACGCUGUUUCUUGUCAAAAUCAUCAUCUUCCUCUUUGUCAUGUCAUCCUGUUCUCAUCUGUCGCUCUGUCCUUUAAAACUAUAUAAAAACCCAACACAUCCACCUAUGAGUCGUUUUUUUUUUCUCCAUAUGAACACAAUCUUUUCUCAUCUUUAUUUAGAAUAUUAAAAUCCAGAAAAUCUGGAGGAAUACAGAAGAAGGAGAAGAAGAAGAUAUUUGGCAAACGAACCAGUGAAAUCUCUGUUGGCGUCGGAAGCAGUUUGGAAGUUUGAAAAAAGAAAACAUGAGAAACAACAACAAAAAAAACAUUUCACAGUGUAUCAAAGUACUGUACAAAAAGUCGCCUUACAAAGAAAGAAAAGAAAAGAUGGAUGUUUUUUUUCUAACUGUGUCCAAACUGGCAUCACAUUUAAUUCAUCUAAUUUUUAUACAGAUUGUCAGACAACACAUGAGUGUGUUCACAUACACACCGUUCUCCACAAAUACUUUAAAAUCCAGGUUUAGGUUGAGCGUUUCACGUACAUUUUUUUAUCCUCGUUACGAAUCGGAAACUCCUGCUUCAGUGUCUAAAAUACUUCUUGGUAAACCCCGUUUUUAUUUCAUUCAGGUUAAUCGUAAAGAUAAAAUCCAACUCACUGUAAACGGGAAACAUCGUUGGGGGUGAAUAUUAAAUCGUACGUGUGUGCAUGUGAACUUCACUCUGACAGUCGUGUGAAGGAACCAGUCGCCUGUGCAGCCUGCGCGGCGCGG